AUGGCUCGCUUCGGUCUUCUCUCGCUGGCAUUGUUCUCUGUCCAAGCCCUCAUCGGCGGUGGUCUCGCAGCUGACACUACCGAGAAUACGCAGGACAUUCCUGAGGUCCAAAAGCUCGCUGUAUCGGCGGAGGCUUCCUUCCCUGCUUCUGAGAUCUUCGGCGUUAAGCUUGUCAACGGUCACCCGACACAGGCAUUGAUCACUUUUACCAAUGAAGAAGCUGCUCCUGUGACCGUUAACUUUAUCGGUGGAUCUUUGUCGACUCUCGAUGAAAAGAGCCAGAUUGUUCGCAACCUGACUGCCACCAGAUAUGGUCUUGAGAUCCCUGCUGGCCAGAAGGAGAGCGUUAGCUACAGCUUCGCCACCGAAAUGCACCCUCAGGACCUGAGACUCACCAUCGCUUCCAUCAUUUCCGACAGCGAAGGAAAAUUCUUCACUGUCUAUGCCCACAAUGGCACCGUAAGCGUGGUCGAGCCCGAGACCAGCCUCUUCGAUCCCCAAAUUAUCUUCCUCUACUUCUUCCUCCUGGCUUGUUUCGCUGGUACCGUUUACUUCUUCUACACCAUCUGGAUUGCGCCAUACUUUCCUCAGAAGCGCAAGGCCGGAAAGGCUGCGGAGUUCUCCAAGAAAUCUUCUGGCGCAUCUAAGAAGGCCGAAGAAGGACCUAGCAGCCCCGCUGUUACCUCCGCUACCACCUACAACGCCGAAUGGAUCCCAGCUCACCACAUCAACCGCCCUGAGGCCAGAAAGGUCAAGGGUAGCUCCCGGUCUAAGAGCCGUGCCUAA
Messenger RNA from Aspergillus fischeri NRRL 181, 786 nucleotides. Its product is annotated as putative translocon-associated protein, alpha subunit. Gene Ontology annotation, cellular component: endoplasmic reticulum membrane; endoplasmic reticulum. Bases 1 to 786 code for a protein of 261 amino acids. NCBI's taxonomy places the organism in Eukaryota, Fungi, Ascomycota, Eurotiomycetes, Eurotiales, Aspergillaceae. The transcript has 3 exons. The record is from RefSeq and is a predicted model, not a curated record.